This is a messenger RNA of Acanthisitta chloris (rifleman), 987 nucleotides long. RefSeq names its product myocyte enhancer factor 2A (gene MEF2A). The transcript is spliced from 8 exons. NCBI's taxonomy places the organism in Eukaryota, Metazoa, Chordata, Aves, Passeriformes, Acanthisittidae. The record is from RefSeq and is a predicted model, not a curated record. The annotation marks the transcript as partial.
UAUGAUCUGUAUGUGAAUUUUCCAAUUGUAUUUCAGACCUUAAGAAAGAAAGGCCUUAAUGGUUGUGAGAGCCCUGAUGCUGACGAUUACUUUGAGCACAGUCCACUAUCGGAGGACAGAUUCAGCAAACUAAAUGAAGAUAGUGAUUUUAUUUUCAAGCGAGGCCCUCCUGGAUUGCCUGCUCAGAACUUCUCCAUGUCGGUUACAGUUCCAGUGUCCAAUCCCAACACUUUAACCUACAGCAACCCAGGGAGCUCCCUGGUGUCCCCAUCCCUGGCAGCCAGUUCAUCCCUGACGGACACGACCAUGCUGUCACCCCCUCAGACCACCCUGCACCGGAACGUGUCCCCUGGGGCUCCCCAGAGACCACCGAGCACUGGCAACGCAGGUGGGAUGCUGGGGACAGCUGAUCUCACAGUGCCAAAUGGAGCUGGUACCAGUCCCGUGGGAAAUGGGUUUGUGAAUUCUCGAGCUUCACCGAGUCUACUGGGAACUGGUGCUGGUGGGAAUGGCUUGGGCAAAGUGAUGCCUACAAAGUCUCCACCUCCCCCUGGAGGAGGGAAUCUCGGCAUGAACAACCGCAAGCCUGACCUCCGUGUUGUCAUCCCACCCUCCAGCAAGGGCAUGAUGCCACCACUGUCGGAGGAGGAUGAAUUGGAGUUGAACACCCAAAGGAUAAGCAGUUCUCAGUCCACACAGCCUCUUGCCACCCCCGUGGUGUCGGUGACAACUCCGAGUUUGCCUCCGCAGGGACUGGUGUACUCGGCCAUGCCCACUGCCUACAACACUGAUUACUCCUUGACUAGUGCAGACCUGUCUGCCCUGCAGGGAUUUAACUCCCCAGGAAUGCUGUCCUUAGGGCAGGUGUCUGCCUGGCAGCAGCACCAUCUCGGUCCAGCAGCCCUCAGCUCUCUUGUCACUGGCAGCCAGCUAUCUCAGGGUUCCAAUCUGUCCAUUAACACCAACCAAAACAUCAACAUCAAAUCC